Molecule: messenger RNA, 709 nt
Organism: Spea bombifrons (plains spadefoot toad)
Lineage: Eukaryota; Metazoa; Chordata; Amphibia; Anura; Pelobatidae
Product: putative ferric-chelate reductase 1
Exons: 5
Coding region: 99-584 (161 amino acids)
Molecular function (GO): oxidoreductase activity, acting on metal ions
Source: RefSeq, a predicted model, not a curated record
AUCAUUCAUUACAAUAUGCUGUGAUCGUUCUGGUCUUCUUGUAUCCCCUUCAUGUGGCUGCCUAUCCAAAUGGCUCUGUUGAGGCUUCAUGUACGACAAUGGAGCCUGUUCAUGGCGUCAGCGCUCAAACAUCUACACCCCCAUAUAAUCUAAUCCUGUCAAAAUACACCUACAGUCCAGGAGAAAAGAUCACAGUCACCUUAAGAAAUACGUCAGCAAAUGCUACAAUUGAAGGUUUUAUGAUCCAGGCUCGGGAUGCCAGCUCCUCCACUCCUCUUGGCUACUUUGAGGUCAACAACACAGAUGUCCAGACAUUGAAAUGCACCACUGAUGCUAGUGCAGUUACUCACAAGUCUUCAACAGAGAAAACAAACAUCCAAGUCACAUGGGUGGCACCGAAUGCCACUUUCUCAAAUAUCCGGCUCAGGGCCACUGUUGUCCAAAAUGGAGAACGUUAUUGGAAGGCUAUAGUUAGUGAGAAGCUUGCAUACUCUGGCUCAACUGGAUAUCAAAGUUUGGUUCCAGGAUUCGGCCAGAUACUCCUGUAUAUCACUGUACUGUCCGGUGCCCUGUGUCCAUUCUGAAGCUAAAUCUCUUCUCUGUAAUACAUGUCAGGAUUUCAACAGCCAUGACCUUAUCCACGUAUAAAUAUACAUCUAUGCAUAGUCAUUGAUAAUCAUUAAUUUACCAGUAACUCCAUGAUCAAAAA